AUGGAACCACAAACCCUGCAACCAACCGAGGAUGGAGGAAGCAAUAAAGCAGUCGAGAGUAGUGCUAAUAUGCUUCCCAGGUGGAGCGGUACCAGGUGGACUCCUACUACAGAUCAGAUAAGAAUCCUCAAGGAGCUUUACUACGACAAGGGAGUUAAGUCCCCAACUGCAGAGCAUAUUCAGAGGAUCUGUCUCCAGCUGAACCAGUAUGGAAAGGUUGAGGGCAAGAACGUCUUUUUUUGGUUCCAGAAUCUCAAGGCUCGGGAGAGGCAGCAGAAGAGGUUGACUUCAGAUGUUCAUGUGCCCAUGCAAAGAUCAGGGCUUGCUGGUGGAUCCAUAAAUCUUAAUUUUGGGUCAACUAGUUCUACUGGUAUUGAUGGAUCCAUUGAUCUUAAUUUUGGGUCAACUAGUUCUACUGGUGUUGGUGGAUCCAUUGAUCUCAAUGUUGACCCAUAUUCUUCCUCAUCCUUCAGUAGUAGUACUAAAGAUCACCAGGAGAUUGAAACCCUUCCACUGUUUCCCAUGCACGGUGAGGACAUCUUUGGCAACAUGAAGACUACUUCCGAGGGAGGUAGCGGCUAUGGCUACCACUUCAGUGGCUGGGGCGGCUACAACGAUGGCUCUCGCAAUUCCCUUGAGCUCAGCCUCGACUGCUCUGGUGCUGCUGACGGCUAUGGCUACAACUCCGAUGGCUGGGGUGGCUACAACGGUGGCUCUCGCAUUUUCCUUCAGCUCAGCCUUAACUGCUCCGGAGCUGCUGACUUAGCUUAG
Messenger RNA from Rosa chinensis, 771 nucleotides. Its product is annotated as protein WUSCHEL-like. Lineage: Eukaryota; Viridiplantae; Streptophyta; Magnoliopsida; Rosales; Rosaceae. Gene Ontology annotation, biological process: plant organ development. The transcript is spliced from 2 exons. The record is from RefSeq and is a predicted model, not a curated record. Gene Ontology annotation, molecular function: DNA binding; DNA-binding transcription factor activity. The coding region runs from base 1 to 771 and encodes 256 amino acids.